This is a messenger RNA of Colletotrichum acutatum, 735 nucleotides long. RefSeq lists its product as uncharacterized. Lineage: Eukaryota; Fungi; Ascomycota; Sordariomycetes; Glomerellales; Glomerellaceae. The coding region runs from base 137 to 526 and encodes 129 amino acids. The record is from RefSeq and is a predicted model, not a curated record. The transcript has a single exon.
AAAUCCCAAACCUACCGCGACAGGGUAAAGAUCGGCAACGUCAGCGCGACCGCCAGGAAUCACUUCUUUCUCCUCACCACUCACGCUCAUACCACAAGACGCAAGUACAUGCCCGAACCUGCACUGACAUGGUAACAUGGCUACUCGUGCCAGCCUCGGACCCUGGCGUUGGUGCUGUUUACACCGAACCCAGAAACCCCCAAGUAGCCAAUCCCCAGCCGUCCCACGAAAGGCUGCCCCGAUUUCCCCCAAUCCCCGUACGAUCCAAGAUCCCUCUGGAGGGGAGGAGACAUUCUCCGACCUUGAGGAGGGGGGUAACGACUCCACAUCCGGUUCCACGGGGGUGGACAAUGGGGGCCCGAGGGGAGGACACAAAGAACGGUUGGUGACAUGUCGUCAGGCCCGGCCAAGACGCCGUCAUGGAACGCGCGGGGCCGCUUGUAGCCAAUACGGCGACGGGAAGGGUAAGAAUUUUGCGGGUUUGUACAUUACAAGACGUUGCAAUACGGUGGCUUCACCGCUCUGAGACGCGAACACUCGUGGAGUUUCCGUCCUAUCGCGCGGCAGAAUUCGGAGAGACACCGACGCGAGAAUGGUACCUUUGCCUUCUCGCCCGUGCUUGACCAGAGGGUAAGGCAGCACUAUUGCGAAAGCGGAGCAACAAGUACCCAGAAGAGCCGCAAUUGUGUCCAUAAUCGUACAUUGUCGGUGGAGUUUAGAUGGAGAAGUACUGGA